UGGUCAUAAUACGGGCACGCCACUUCGAAGUAUUUUUCUUCUGCGAGAUCGAUAUCAAAACACUAAAACUCAAGGUGGCUGUUCUUUUAACUGAUUUUGCGGCUUGAUAUUCCCAAAAAAUGUUAGUCCUGUAAUCAUAAUAAUGCAUUGCGUCGUGGUGAAUAGCCACAUGUGGUGCGAGUGGGCCCGGCGUAUGACCUUUCGCAGUCCGCGGUCCCAGCCGACGCUGCAAGGACACCUACGAACCGUCCGAUUGUAUAUGAGCAAAGCGUCCAUAAACCGCUUUAGUUCUUCUACGUCCAAUCCCACAUCUAACGAUGAAAGAGGAAGUCCAAGAAAAGCACCACAGGCAGUUCCCGUUACGAUACAAUUGGCGGAUCCGAAAGCCUUAAUUGAAGAAAUUAGUCAAUCUGUUCAUUUAGUAAAAGAUACGGUUACAGCAACAAAGAGGAAGGAAACUGAUGUUGAAGUCGGUACCUCUGUACCCAAUUUCAGUCGUUUGAUGUAUCAUUACUUGAUGCUAUCAAAGUUUCGGUUAACUUCUCUGGUGGUAAUGACAACAAUGGCUGGCUACGCUAUGGCACCAGCAUCAUUCGAACUGUCAACAUUUCUGUUGUGUUCGUUAGGAACGACUCUUGUUUCCGGUGCGGCAAACUCCAUUAAUCAAGUUAUCGAAACCUCGUUUGAUGCACAAAUGGCACGUACAAAAAACCGAGUUCUAGUCAAGGGUCACUUAUCGCGUUUACAUGCAGUUGGUUUUGCACUAGGUGCCAGUACUGUCGGAAUCGGAAUGCUACAUUUUGGUGUAAAUGACCUAACGGCUGUUUUAGGUGCAGCCAAUUUAAUUCUUUACACGAGCAUCUACACCCCGAUGAAGCGAUACAGCAUACUGAAUACCUGGGUUGGAUCGAUCGUUGGUGCCAUUCCACCAUUGAUGGGUUGGGCAGCUUGCACUGGAGAUAUUGGAGCAGGAGCAUGGAUACUCGCCGGUUUAUUGUAUUGUUGGCAAUUUCCUCACUUCAACGCUCUUUCCUGGAACAUUAGACCGGAGUAUUUGAAAGCGGGCUACAAAAUGAUGGCCAACUCUCAUCCACGGCUGUGUACUCUAGUUUCACUGCGGCACACCGGUUACAUCACGGCUCUUUCUCUUUUGGCACCAGCAUUAGAUGUAACGAAUGUCUGGUUUGCAAUUGAAAGCCUGCCAUUGAACGCUUACUUUGGCUAUCUUGCCUGGGAGUUCCACCAGAAGGCUGAUAGCAAAAGCUCACGGAAGCUUUUCCGUUUUUCUUUACUACACUUGCCGCUACUGAUGGCUUUGUUCCUGCUCAAUAAAAAAUACUGGGUCUUCUCCCAAGAAAAACCGAAUGAAGACAACACGCCUAUCGCUGUGAUGGAGGAUGAGGAAAAGGAGCCUUUCAGAUCGCAGAAACAAGAGAAGAAAGUGGACGUUUAUCUAGUACCAAAUACUGUUGCUGAAGUGGGGAACCUGAGCUGCACCCAAAGUAAGAUUAAAGCUAUCGAGGAUAAUUUGCUAACAAAUGUUGCUGUAGCUUUACCUACGACGGUUUCCGGAAAACAAAACCUGUAGUAAUCAUUUAGAAAAUCCUACCCCACACCAAAAUGUACAUUGAGACGCUACAAAUAUAUGAAACGAUCCUUGUUAUCAUAA
Wyeomyia smithii (pitcher-plant mosquito) is the source of this 1669-nucleotide messenger RNA. It is a transcript of the gene Cox10, whose product is annotated as protoheme IX farnesyltransferase, mitochondrial. Bases 143 to 1588 code for a protein of 481 amino acids. Gene Ontology annotation, cellular component: mitochondrion; membrane. Gene Ontology annotation, biological process: heme biosynthetic process. Gene Ontology annotation, molecular function: protoheme IX farnesyltransferase activity. The record is from RefSeq and is a predicted model, not a curated record. The transcript is spliced from 4 exons. NCBI's taxonomy places the organism in Eukaryota, Metazoa, Arthropoda, Insecta, Diptera, Culicidae.